UUCCGGGAGGAGGGGCAGGUGCGGCGACGGCGCAGCUCCCAGCACCCAACGGCCAAGACCCCACUUUCAUGGCCAGCCCUGGGGAGGCCCAGGAGGAGGAAGGGGAGAAAGAGGGGGGUUCUGUGGGGCCAUGGGCAGCCAUGUUGGCACAGGCCCAGGAGCUGUUUCUGCUGUGUGACAAGGAGGCCAAGGGUUUCAUCACGCGGCACGACCUGCAGGGCUUGCAGAAAGACCUGCUCCUCACACCGGAACAGUUAGAGGCUGUGUUCGAAAGUCUGGACCAGGCCCACACAGGUUUCCUCACGGCCCGAGAGUUCUGUCUCGGCCUGGGAAAGUUUGUGGGGGUGGAGUCGGCCCAGAGCACACUGCCCUCCCGGGCCUCUGAGGAAACCUUUGAGUCUGGCUGGUCCGAGGUGCAAGGCACGGGGGGCUCCCUGGAAGAAGAGGAAGAGGAGGAGAGAUUCUUUGCUGUGCUGGAGCAGCUGGGGGUGGCCCGGGUUCUGAGCGAGCAGCGGGCGGUGCGAAUGCUCUGGAUCCGGCUGCAGCGCGAGCGGCCGGAGCUGCUGGGAUACUUCGAGGACGUUCUGAUGCGUGCGUCGGCCUGCCUGGAGGAGGCGUCCCGAGAACGAGACGGCCUGGAGCAGGCGCUGCGGCGGCGGGAGAGCGAGCACGAGAGAGAGGUGCGGUGCCUGUACGAGGAGACUGAGCAGCAGCUCCGAGAGCAGCGCCAGCGCCUAAGGAACCAGGGCCUCCCCCGGGAGGAGCGCAGAGGCCGUCUGGAGCUGGAGCUGCAGAGUCGCGAGCAGGAGUUGGAACGCGCCGGCCUGCGGCAGCGGGAGUUGGAACAGCAGCUGCAGACCCGGGCCACAGAGCAGCUGGAGGCGCAGGCGCAGAACGCCCAGCUGUGGCUGGCCAACGAGGCCUUGCGGGCACAGCUGGAGGGGGCGCAGGAGCAGCUCCGCAGACUGGAGGGCGACGUGCAGGGCCGCCAGGAGCAAACCUUACGAGACGUGGUCGCGGUCUCAAGGAACAUGCAGAAAGAGAAACUCAGCCUCCUGCGGCAGCUGGAGCUCCUCAGGGAGCUGAACACCAGGCUACGAGACGAGAGGGAUGCCUGUGACACCAAGCAGCUGGGCAGUGGCCCAAGGAAGUCUCUGGCCUCAGCCUGCCUGCCGGGGCCCGCCUGCUGCUGCUGCUGCUGCUGCAGCAGCAACUGGGCUCGACCUCCCAGACGUGGCUCAGGCCACUUUCCCAGUGCCCACUGACCAGCCCCAAGAGACUCAUGGGCGUGACCUGGAGAAGCUGCCCUUUGAAAGUGACUCAUCAUGGCUGGGGCUGCCCAUCCAGGCUGUGGGCUCUACCCAUUGGGCUGCCUGGCCUGCCUGACUGCAGACAUGAAGGAACUAACAAGGGGAGGUCAGGCUCUCUUGAACCCCACUUCUGGUUCUCAUCCUGUCCCCAUCCCAUCAAACCCAUCUCUGUCCGGCAGAAAACCCUCCUCCUCCAAGUAAACUCCACUGACUGCACUGCAA
Molossus molossus (Pallas's mastiff bat) is the source of this 1532-nucleotide messenger RNA. RefSeq names its product calcium release activated channel regulator 2B (gene CRACR2B). The record is from RefSeq and is a predicted model, not a curated record. Gene Ontology annotation, molecular function: calcium ion binding. The coding region runs from base 69 to 1265 and encodes 398 amino acids. The transcript has 10 exons. Lineage: Eukaryota; Metazoa; Chordata; Mammalia; Chiroptera; Molossidae.